AUGGUGGACGCCGGGGUAGUCAGCCGGGCGUUGAUCUUCCGCAAGGCAGCCCGCAUAUUCGCCGUGGGCGAAAAACCGGAGCCGGAUCGGAAACCGCGCAGUGGGUCUCGUGUCCGAUUUGUGCAGCCCGAAAAGAGUGAUCACAAACGAAAACAAAGCAGGGGCGAAAAGGGCGGAGAAGAACGGGGACCCAGGGACGAGGAAAGACGGGGACUCAGGGACGAGGAAAGACGGGGACCCAGGAGCAGGGGCGAGGAAGGAUGGGAACGCCGGGGCGAAGAAAGACGGGGACGCAGGAGCGAGGAAGGACGGAAACAAAGGACGGGCGCGGUAAUAAUGGGGAGUCGGGUUUCUAUUGUUCAACCCUUUUAG
Messenger RNA from Gaeumannomyces tritici R3-111a-1, 372 nucleotides. RefSeq lists its product as hypothetical. The transcript is spliced from 3 exons. The coding region runs from base 1 to 372 and encodes 123 amino acids. Lineage: Eukaryota; Fungi; Ascomycota; Sordariomycetes; Magnaporthales; Magnaporthaceae. The record is from RefSeq and is a predicted model, not a curated record.